Priapulus caudatus is the source of this 1891-nucleotide messenger RNA. RefSeq names its product origin recognition complex subunit 2-like. The record is from RefSeq and is a predicted model, not a curated record. Gene Ontology annotation, biological process: DNA replication. Gene Ontology annotation, cellular component: nucleus; nuclear origin of replication recognition complex. Bases 1 to 1821 code for a protein of 606 amino acids. Gene Ontology annotation, molecular function: DNA replication origin binding. Lineage: Eukaryota; Metazoa; Priapulida; Priapulimorpha; Priapulimorphida; Priapulidae. The transcript is spliced from 13 exons.
AUGGCGGCCUCUACGAAUCCAAAGACUUCAAUAGUAACUUUACAAUUUGUCGGUAAAGAAAAUAUUGCAGAACAUAUCAUCAAUAUAACUGAGCGGAAAGCAAGCUUGAGGUCAGCAAAGAAAUUCCAGGCGCGUGAUCAAGCUCGUACAGUGAGCUUUACUGCAGAGGGUGCUGACGGUAGUAGCGACGAUACAGACGAUUACGAUAUCGAAACGGAACUCCAUAAACCAGACACACUGCUAGAAAAAGAUGACAAAGGCAUAUCAGGGUAUGAAGUCUAUGCAUUCGAGACCCCAAAACGUUCUGGACAAAUGGAGCAAAAAGCCAGCGAGAGUGCCAAGAAGACAAUGACCCCACAGCCGAUGCAAACGAUUUCAAACGGGCGGACUGCGGCAAAAACGCCGACUCGCAAAGGUAGCAAGACGGUGAAGACGCCAACCCGGAAAGCUAGCAAGACGCCGUCCAAGCAAGGUGGUAGGACGCCGACGAGUAAGGGAAAGGGAACUCCCAAGCAGAUGCCUGGCAGAAACACGGAGAUGGUGGAAUCGAGGAGGGCGGCCGAUACGCCCUACAGACUGAGACGGCUCAUCACCAGACGUGUAGAGGAGAAUGUGAAAGCUCUCGAUUCAGACGAAUCGGACGAGAGCGACGAAGACUACGAUGACAAGGAUGACGAUGACUCCUCGAGCAAUCACAGCGAGAUAGCGGGUGGGGAGAGUUCAGUCAGCGCUGGGUCGAAGGGCAUCGCCGUGGCGACGGAUCGCGGACAAACACCAACGUCGGGCCACAGGACGCGUCAGAGACGGGAUGAUCGGGUGAACCCGGACAUGGUGGAAGAGUACUUUGACGCGCACGGCCGCGCUACGGUGGCGACCUCUGACCGCACGCUCGCGCGCCUGCGCAACCCGCGCCUCGACCAGCAGUCGCUCGCGUCCGUCCUGAAGAGCGCGCCACUGUCUCACGCGCGGGAGAGCGCGGCGCUGUACGACGAACACAGAGAGCUGUUCACGAGGUGGAUGUUCCAGUUCAGUGAACGGCUUACAACAAUACUGCACUGUAUGGCCUCGGGCUCAAAGAGGGUUGUCAUGACAGUUCAGAGUCAGCUCCUGUGCCAGCACUAUCGACAACCUCGUCCGAUCUUGAACUCGAUCACAGAGGAUGUCCUAGGCAGUGACGCUACAUUCAGCAAUGUCAACGACCAGCUGGAGUUCAUCAGGCAGUCGUACGAAGAAGGCAGCGGCUCGGAGCUGUACGUGGUCGUGCACAGCGUGGAUGGCGUGACGCUGCGCGGGCGGCGGGCGCAGGCCGUGCUCAGUCACCUUGCUCAGCUGCCUCACGUUCACCUGCUCGCCUCCAUCGACCACAUCAACGCUCCCGUCGUCUGGGACCAGAACCAGAUGAGCCGCUUCAACUGGCUCUGGUACGAUGCGACGACCUUUGAACCCUAUGCGCAGGAGACGUCGUACGAGAACUCGCUGCUGGUGCAGCAGUCAGGUGUCCUCGCCCUGAGCUCGCUCACGCACGUCUUCCGUAGUCUGACGCCGAACGCUCGGGGAAUCUUCCUCCUCGUCGCCACUCACCAGCUGGAGCAGAAGGACACCCCAGGCUACAUCGGUCUGUCGUUCCACGACUGUUACCAGAAGUGUCGCGAGGCGUUCCUGGUGAACAGUGAGCUGACGCUGCGAGCCCAGCUCACCGAGUUCCACGACCACAAGCUGAUGAGAUACAGGAAGGGCCCGGACGGAGCUCAGCACCUGUACAUACCCCUGGAGGACGCCACACUGACUGAGUUUAAGGAACACCAGCUACAGGCCGUCUAGCAGCAUGCCGUCCUUCCCUCUCUCUCACGUCUGCCUUCCUUCGUUCUCCCUCUCCUCUCUCCUACCACUG